AUGAACGAGAAGGCGGCGUUGCGGAAGAUCUUGGCCAGAGACGACAGGUCAGGCGACGGUUUUGUGCCCGUGGACACGGUGCGCCGGCUGUUCCUAGACGUCUUGCAGGAUCAGUCUUCUGCGGGCACUGCCGAGAGUCUGACCGCAACGGCGAUCAAAGAAUUUAGCACGCCGCGCGGGCAGAGAGUACGGUACCUGGAGCUCGUGGACUGGCUGUUCAGCGGGGCCGAGGUGAAGGAUGCGAGCCAGCCGGCUGGGCUGGCAGAUGUGCUGGAGCGGGCGCGCACGCUGGCAGACGAGCGGGUGCGGGAGCGCCAGCGGAACGCACCCCCAGCCAGCCCCGCUGGCGGGUCCGCGCACCACGAGCGCUGGAGCAUACUGAGGUGGCUCUCGCAGAAAGCCUGCGCGCCGCUAGCCGAGGCGCUGGUGGCCCCGCUGCCCACUGGCUCGCAGGACAUGGAGUUCGCGCUCGCCCAUGCGCUCGGACAUCUGGAGCGCGAGCGGGCCGGCGCGGGCAAGGAGGUCGUCAUGGGCCUGUUGCGCGACGGCAACGUGCUCGAGAAGCUCGGCGACGUGAUCGUCGGGAUGGCGACGGAGCUUACUCAGCAGGAGGCCGCCACAGGCGGCGAGAUGAACAACAAGUUCGCAAGCGAUCCGGACUCGUACUCUAUGUCGUACGGCACCCAGUGCGAGUUCUUCGCAGGGCUGGAGGACCUCAUUGGCUCGCCCGACCCCAAGGUGGAGAGGGCGAUGAUGCGCGAGCACUGCAACGCAGAAGAUUCCAAUAUCGAGUGGACGACCGAGAACUAUAAGGUGACGACCACACCAGAAAUAGAAUGGCACUUCGUGAGAGGGAAUGGCGAGGAUCCCAAAAUAGCGCGGCGGGCGCGUUCUAUGCUUGCUUCAAGUGCCCUAGGAAGCGGUAAGGAAGCCCCACCCAGCCCACGCCUUGGGCAAGAAGACGCGCGCUCCGGUUGGAAGUGGCCCGAGGAGACGGUCAAUACGCAGCACCGCCGCCAGUGGAAGGAUAUCAGCGACUUCAAGGACGUGUUCGAUGGGAUCAACGCGAAGCUGAAAGAGAAGGGGGAGCAGCCGCUGGAGCUGGUUGAGUGGAUCGGAGGCCGCCUCUACACCGGCCCUAUGUUCGAGAAAUACAACGCCGUGAACCGAGGGGGCGCUGUCAAGACGGGGAGGCAGAGCGAGCACAUGGUCAAGAAGUUCAACGACCUCUGCCGUGGGAACCGCUACUGUACCACGAUCCACGCGAUCAACUCGGCGCUCAUCAAGUUGAGCAAGCUCGAAAAGGCCGAUAAGCUGUACCGGGGCACCCAGCGCGGUGUCCUGCCCGACUGCUUCUGGCAUGAGGACGAGUCGGGCGUCAGGGGGGGCAUCGAGUACGGCUUCCUGAGCUGCUCUCGGGACCUCGAGGUUGCCAAGCAGUACGUGCAGCACGGGAGCGCCCUGGCCGCCACCAUCUUCGAGAUCCAGACCGGCAUGAUCGACCGCGGUGCCGACCUCUCGCCCCUGUCGCAGUACCCGCACGAGAGGGAGAUAUGUUUCCCCCCGCUCACCGGCAUGGAGGUGCUCGGCUCGCGGAUCGAGGGCAGCAUCCUCUACAUCUCGGAGGGGGGAUUCGCCUCAACGUCAACUUCUCCGCCCUGA
Molecule: messenger RNA, 1662 nt
Organism: Prorocentrum cordatum
Lineage: Eukaryota; Dinophyceae; Prorocentrales; Prorocentraceae
Source: the annotation of a GenBank genome assembly